This is a messenger RNA of Thermochaetoides thermophila DSM 1495, 960 nucleotides long. RefSeq lists its product as uncharacterized. The record is from RefSeq and is a predicted model, not a curated record. Lineage: Eukaryota; Fungi; Ascomycota; Sordariomycetes; Sordariales; Chaetomiaceae. The transcript is spliced from 2 exons. The coding region runs from base 1 to 960 and encodes 319 amino acids.
AUGAAGUUUACGACUAUCACCGGCAUGCUGCUUUCUAGUGCGGUAAUGGCAACCGCCGCUGUGCUUCCCAAUUUCUCAGGAAGAUAUCGAAUCCCAACCUCCUAUGAAUCCGCCGUCCUGGGCCGGCGCAUCCUGGCGCUCACUCCCAUUGGCACGAUCUCAACCGUCUUCCCCCCAGACGAGAGCAAGGUCACAAACAUACAUGAUCCUUCGGAAACAAUUUUCGAGCGCAGCCCCGCCGGCCUCGGAGGUAUGCCCUACAGCCUCAUGGAGUACAUCGCAGACUGCGAGGACGACGACCUAGGCAACCCGACCAUCCUCGCCGUGACCAUCGGUACUACGUUCCGCAACGUCGCGGCCGGAAGCAACGUGAGCUUGGCUGUGCAAUGGACGCCGCCACAUCCUCCGGUGAAGCGCAUCAGGUCAGAGAGGAAGUCAUGGUUUUCCUACCUUGGGUUAGGCACCCAAAAGGAUGAUGAGGAGUAUGAUUCCGAUUCCGAUUCGAAUUUGGACGGGGAGAGUUAUCAUCAUCUUCAACAUGAUGAGGAGGACGAUGAUCAUCACCAUUCUCCAUCUCUCCCUUACUCAGCUGCUAACUUACCGCGUUUCUCUCUCAUCGGUUAUCUGGAACCGAUCCCCGAUGGUGAUGAUCUCAAGGGCGAAGUGGGCAGCAAGCUGGCGUCAUGCUUUGUUCGGACCCAUCCGGAUGCGAAGUAUUGGCUCCCCGGCAACAAAGUGCAUGAAUCGCACUUUGUCCGGAUGGUCGUUCAGCAUGUCUAUUGGGUUGGCGGGUUCGGUGACCGGGCGUAUAUCGGUUGGAUCCCCAUUGAGGAGUGUUUUGAUGAGGAACGUGCUGAUCACAAUGAUAGGCGUAAUGUUACUCGCAAGGAGUGGGAAAAGGUAAGGCUUCCAGGCGAGAAGAAGGGAUGGAAGGAAUGGUCGGCUCCGAGCGACCUCUAG